AUGUCCGAGGAGAAGCCCAAGGAGGGCGUGAAGACUGAGAAUGACCACAUCAACCUGAAGGUGGCCGGGCAGGACGGCUCCGUGGUGCAGUUCAAGAUCAAGAGGCACACCCCGCUGAGCAAGCUGAUGAAGGCCUACUGGGAGCAGCAGGGCUUGUCAAUGAGGCAGAUUAGAUUCAGGUGCCAUGGGCAACCAAUUAAAGAAGCGCACACACCUGCGCAGCUGGAGAUGGACGACAAGGACACCAUCGACGUGUUCCAGCAGCAGACGGGGCCAGGCUGUGUAACCAGCCCCUUGCCAGGGCGUGGCCUGUUUUCCAUCCUUGCAUUUGCUGUUGAAUAG
Lepus europaeus (European hare) is the source of this 342-nucleotide messenger RNA. Its product is annotated as small ubiquitin-related modifier 3-like. Gene Ontology annotation, molecular function: protein tag activity; ubiquitin-like protein ligase binding. Gene Ontology annotation, cellular component: nucleus. Bases 1 to 342 code for a protein of 113 amino acids. Gene Ontology annotation, biological process: protein sumoylation. The transcript has a single exon. The record is from RefSeq and is a predicted model, not a curated record. Lineage: Eukaryota; Metazoa; Chordata; Mammalia; Lagomorpha; Leporidae.